UCAGUUAUCGCCGCGUGCGUGCCAUCUCUAGGCGUAAAAAUGUCAGCGGCACGUUUAUACGGAGGUUUUCGUUUAUUUUCCUCAAGCGCCGUGCAACGUAAUGCCGUUGGUGGCAAGGGCCUGGUGGAGGCCGUGGCGGUGACACGGAGUGGCCGCACAAUAGUGGCCUGGCACCCAGAAACGCCCGUUCCCUAUGAGAACACUCAGCCGCUUCCCAAGAUCGCUGAAGUUCAGAGCUCGUCGGUGGUCAAGGAGUCGGCGCUGAAGACGGCAAUGAGGGCAUUUAAGAGCCAGCAUCCGGAGGUGGCUCGUCAGGAGCUGAUGCAGCUAACCCACACGACCAAGCACCGCUGGUUUCCACGAUCCCGCGACAAGAAGGCAAAGAAGACGCCUAUGGACCGUCCAUACCUGUAGUUCUUUACCCAGUGCGUUGCAUAAUGUACAAAUAAAUUCGUUCUCGUUUAAUCCA
This is a messenger RNA of Drosophila rhopaloa, 469 nucleotides long. RefSeq names its product 39S ribosomal protein L42, mitochondrial (gene mRpL42). Gene Ontology annotation, cellular component: mitochondrial large ribosomal subunit. NCBI's taxonomy places the organism in Eukaryota, Metazoa, Arthropoda, Insecta, Diptera, Drosophilidae. The transcript has a single exon. The record is from RefSeq and is a predicted model, not a curated record. Bases 40 to 414 code for a protein of 124 amino acids.